AUGAGCUUCCGGGGCUUUCAGAAAAGCGUCAUCCGGGCGCCCCAGCAAUUCAAGUCGCGCUUCAACAUUGGCGAGCACACAAAGGAUGCCGUUUACAUCGAUUCCGAGCGCAGAUUUCAGGAGCUGGAAACCGAAACGAAGCGAUUGCACGAUGAAUCCAAAAAAUACUUCGACGCCAUCAACGGCAUGCUCAGCCAUCAGAUCGAAUUCAGCAAGGCCAUGACCGAGAUCUACAAACCCAUAUCCGGUCGCAUGUCGGAUCCCGACAGUUUAGAGGUUCAAGGCAACCCCGAGGGCAUCCGUGCCUGCGAGGAGUAUGAGGCCGUCGUCAAGGAUCUUCAGGAGACUCUUGCGCCAGAGUUGGAGAUGAUAGAAAGUAGGGUUAUUCGCCCAGCCAACGAACUCCUCGAUGUCGUCAAGGUCAUUCGCAAGUCAGCAGCGAAGCGCGAACACAAGAAGCUCGAUUACGACCGGCACCGACAAACUCUCAAGAAGCUGCAAGACAAGAAGGACCGGAAUGCCAAGGAUGAAAAGGCUCUGUGGAAGGCAGAGAACGACGUGGAGCAGGCGACCCAGGAGUUCAACUACUUCAACGAUCUCCUCAAGGAGGAACUGCCACGCCUCUUCGCCCUCGAACAACAAUUCAUCCAGCCUCUCUUCCAGUCUUUCUACUACAUGCAGCUCAACAUCUUCUACACGCUGCACGAGAAGAUGCAACACUGCGACAUCGGCUACUUCGAUCUAACACUAGACGUGCUCGAAGCAUUCCACAAGAAGCGAGGUGAUAUCCAAGAGCAGGCGGAAAAGUUAUCCAUUGUGAAAUUCAAGACAACCGGUCAGAGACGCCCGGUUAAAUACGGUGGCCGUCCCGCGAUCGAGGGCAAGCCUCAACACCUGCUUACCGCUGGACCUUCUUCCUCUUCAGCCUCUGUAGCAACAACCUCAGCAGCGCCCACAAAGUACGGCGGUUACACCAAACAAGGAGAAACCGCCGACUCGAAUCCGCCACCUCCAUACUCUCCUCCGCCCACAAACGGAACUGCUGGUGGUGGACUCGCCGCCAUCGCAGCAGCAAAAUCAAAGCCCCCUCCGCCCAAGCCCAAGCCCAGCCGACUCAGCGGAGUGCCUGCGGCCGAGCAUGUCACUGCCUUGUAUGACUACGCUGCGCAAGCAGAGGGUGACUUGAGCUUCAGGACUGGCGACGUAAUUGAGAUCAUCAGCAGGACAAAGAAUGAGAAUGAAUGGUGGCAAGGUAGACUGAACGGAAAGACUGGGCAAUUCCCAGGAAACUACGUGAAGUUGAAUUGA
Colletotrichum orchidophilum is the source of this 1308-nucleotide messenger RNA. RefSeq names its product BAR domain-containing protein. Gene Ontology annotation, biological process: plasma membrane tubulation; actin cortical patch localization; endocytosis. The transcript has 3 exons. Gene Ontology annotation, molecular function: protein binding; lipid binding. The record is from RefSeq and is a predicted model, not a curated record. NCBI's taxonomy places the organism in Eukaryota, Fungi, Ascomycota, Sordariomycetes, Glomerellales, Glomerellaceae. Gene Ontology annotation, cellular component: Rvs161p-Rvs167p complex; actin cortical patch; mating projection tip. Bases 1 to 1308 code for a protein of 435 amino acids.